CAUAAACAAAGGAAAAUAUUGAUAAUGGUAUAGCAGAGUGCUACAACAGUUUGCUAUAAUUUGUUUUAAAUAAAAUAAAUGUUCAAUAUGAACUUAAAUAAAAGUCACCACAAUCAAUUGGAAUUAUGUACGAGCAGGCCGGCCUACAGACAAGGACGAAAAUUAACUGCAGUCAAGGUGUAUACAAUUAACCAGGAAUCACAACAUCUCUACAUCUAUGGUGUACCUUCACUCAAAUUACACCAUGAGUUAAAAACUAGAUGUCUCAGAUAUGGAAGAGUGGCAUCUAUAGCUGUAGUAGAAGAUACGAACAAUGUUCCCUUUACUGAAUGUUACCAUAUUGAGUAUAGCAGAAUACAAUCAGCAAGGAUAGCUAAAAGGCUAUUAGAUGCUACAUCUUUUUAUGGUGGGAUUCUACAUGUGUGUUAUGCACCGGAGUGUGAAACAGUUUCACAAACAAAAGCCAAAUUGUUACAGAGGAAAAAGGAUGUCCUAUUGAGGUUACCAAAAAGUGAGAACGAGACAACAUGAUUAGAACUUUUUGUCACAUUGCAAAUAUAUGAAGGGAUACAAGAGCAUUGAUUUUAACAUACAGAGAUUGAUUAAUAAAUAAUGUUCUGAGUUUGAUAUAUUUUAGAACACUAGUGUUAGAACUUAGGUAACUUCUUCAGGAGUGUAAUGUGAAAAUAGGCUUUUGGUAACUCCAGUUAAUUUAAUUUACCAAGAGAUAGAAACAAAGGACCAAGCUGAUUUAAAUACAUGAGCUACCUAGUCUGCAUUCCUAAUUUCUUUCCUAAAAACUCACAAAGUUCUGACUUAUAUUUUAAUUGGAUGCCAAUCUACUGUAAGAUUUAUUAAAGAAUUUAAUAUAUAAAUUGUAUGUAACUAAAAUGAAUAAAUUUUAUUUAGUUUGUA
Messenger RNA from Diabrotica balteata, 915 nucleotides. The record is from the annotation of a GenBank genome assembly. Lineage: Eukaryota; Metazoa; Arthropoda; Insecta; Coleoptera; Chrysomelidae.